Messenger RNA from Nezara viridula (southern green stink bug), 606 nucleotides. Lineage: Eukaryota; Metazoa; Arthropoda; Insecta; Hemiptera; Pentatomidae. The record is from the annotation of a GenBank genome assembly.
GAUGUUAGCACUCCAAGUGAGUAACCUCCUCUACUAAUCUCCUUGUUUUGACUCAGUUGAUAAGAUAAAUGAAUUCUUCAAUGCUGUCGGCAUUCACCUGUUAGAUUCUGUUCUUCAAGUAUAUAAUAUUGAAGAAAUGUCAGUGAAAAUUCACGAAGUCAAAGGAUACGAUGAUUAUCAGAGCAAAGUCAGCAAUUUGAAAAAUUCGAAGGAACCUGUGUAUUGCUGGUAUAUGGGAGCUAGAGUUAAUGGCCAGAGCUGGUGUGGAGAUUGUCGUGACAGUGAACCAGUUAUAAAGGAUUAUUUGAAUUCUUUAAAAUUAUCAGAAAAUAUACAUGUUGUCUGCGUUGAAGUUGAUCGUGAAGAAUUCAGAGCACCAGACUGUAAGUUCAGAAGUGAUGCAUCAGUUAAUCUUCUAAAGGUUCCAACCUUGUUUAAUCCUUCUCUUCAAAAGCGGUUGGUAGAAAGAGAUUGCAUGGAUUUACAUAAAUUGGAUUCAUUUUUUUCUGAUGUUUUGAAAGUCUAGCUAAACACAGUUGUUUAAAUCAAAAUGUCUUUGAAAAAAUAUAACAAGUUUUUACUUUUUAUGAUUAAAUAUUUUUAAAU